AAUACGGCGUUUGAGUUCUCAGUCUUUGCCCAACCUUCCUUGACUAAUUAGGGUGUCUGAUUCAAAGAACCUUCCUUGAUCCUCUCUUUAGUCUUUACACCCAAUAACAUCCAUCCACGCCUAUCUAACCCAGAUCCUAAUUUUUUUUUUUUUUUUUUGAGAAUCACCCAGAUCCUAAAUUUGAAAGUAAAAAAAGGGUCCAAAAAAUCCAGCUAAACUCAAUUUCUCCCUUUCUUCUUCCCCAAUCACCAAAAAUCACCCCCCCACCCCCCCCACUUCUUGAUUUUGCUAAGCUUUCACAAAUCAGGAUUCCAAUUUUGCCAAUACGAUGAAACCCACGUUAGGAGUUUUGGUGGUAGUGUUAUUAAUGUUGGUCUCAGUUUUUAGUUCUAUAGCUGAAUCCAAAUGUAGCAAAGGAUGUAGUUUGGCUUUAGCUUCAUACUACGUCUGGAAGGGCUCAAAUCUCACAUUCAUAGCUGAAGUUUUGCAGUCUGACGCCGAAGUAAUCGUCAGCUACAACAAGCAAACCAUACCCAACAAAGACACUGUUCGAGAGGGUAUAAGAGCCAAUGUUCCAUUUCCAUGUGACUGUAUCCGCGGAGAGUUUCUGGGUCAUGAGUUUAAUUACACAGUUAAUAAAGGGGACACAUAUACGAAGGUGGCUCAAGAUUACUAUGCAAAUCUGACCACGUAUCAGUUUUUGCAACAGACUAAUAGCCAAUAUCCCACCAAUAAUAUACCUGUUGGUGCCACGUUGAAAGUCACCGUCAAUUGUUCGUGCGGGAAUCGCUUGGUUUCGAACGAUUACGGUUUGUUUAUUACGUACCCGCUUCGGCCAGAGGACACUGUGGAAUCGAUCGCCAACGCUACGGGACUUGAUGUGACACUGCUGGAGAGUUACAACCCAGGAGUGAAUUUCAACCAAGGGAGUGGCUUGGUGUAUAUCCCAGGCAAAGGUACGUGAUAAGUUUACCAUGCUUUGGCUUCAUGAUUAUUUUCUUUUAGAUAUCUGAAUUGAGAUUUUGUC
Molecule: messenger RNA, 1027 nt
Organism: Quercus robur (English oak)
Lineage: Eukaryota; Viridiplantae; Streptophyta; Magnoliopsida; Fagales; Fagaceae
Product: chitin elicitor receptor kinase 1-like
Exons: 1
Coding region: 329-964 (211 amino acids)
Biological process (GO): innate immune response
Molecular function (GO): transmembrane receptor protein kinase activity
Source: RefSeq, a predicted model, not a curated record